Haplochromis burtoni (Burton's mouthbrooder) is the source of this 1128-nucleotide messenger RNA. RefSeq names its product multiple inositol polyphosphate phosphatase 1. Gene Ontology annotation, molecular function: inositol phosphate phosphatase activity; acid phosphatase activity. NCBI's taxonomy places the organism in Eukaryota, Metazoa, Chordata, Actinopteri, Cichliformes, Cichlidae. The record is from RefSeq and is a predicted model, not a curated record.
CACCUGGCUGUCAGGCUGUCAAAGCUGUUCCCCUCACUGAUUUCAGAGGAGAAGCUUCGAGGUGGAUUCAUCAAAUUCAUAACCAGCUCAAAGCACAGGUGUGUCAACAGCACACUGUCCUUCAAGGCAGGACUAACAGAGCUGUGGCAUAUUAAAGAUAUGGAGUUUGAUCACGCGGUGAAUGACGCUCUCAUGAGGUUUUUUGAUAAAUGCACCAGGUUUUUGGAGGAAGUUGAUAACAACCCAUCAGCUGUGACAGAGGUGGAGAAGUUCAAGCAAGGGCCAGAGAUGAGGAGGGUCCAGCAGAAGAUCGCAGACAUCCUCAACGUCCCAUACAGUACAAUCACAUACGAUGUGGCUGAGGCUGCAUUUUACUUGUGUGCUUACGAAUUUGCAAUUAGGUCAGUGAAGUCCCCCUGGUGUGAGCUCUUUGACGAGGACGAUGCAAAGGUUAUUGAGUAUGCAAGUGACCUAAGGGAAUUCUGGAAAAGAGGCUAUGGUCAUGAUAUUAACAGCAAGGCAAGCUGUAUCCUAUUUCAUGACGUGUUUAGCCGAAUGGACAAGACAGCCACUCAGAAUAAGUUGGGACAGCAGGUGACUGAAGCUGUGACAGUCCAGGUGGGCCAUGCAGACACCCUUCUUCCUCUGCUUACCCUUCUGGGCUUCUUCAAGGACAGCGAACCGCUGACAUCAACCAACUAUGCUGCACAGGCCCAUCGCUCAUUCCGCACCACUCACAUGUUGCCCUAUGCAGCUAACUUGGUCCUGGUGCUCUCUGACUGCGGGGGAGGUGACCUCAGACUACAGCCGCUGCUCAAUGAGAAGCCUGUAACUUUCCCCGGUUUGACUAAUCGGUCUUCCAUGCCGCUCUAUCGAGAUGUCUUAGAGCACUACAGGGAUCUGCUCCAAGGCUGCGACUUUGAAACCGAGUGUCAGCUGUUCAAGCAGCCUGCUGAAGUUUAGGCAGAUAUUAACAGCGGUCUUGUUAUUUCAUUUUUCCACAGUGGAACAAAUGAUAGGCUCCUACAGUAAAAACGCAACUGGCUGAAAAAGCUUUCAUUUCUAAGUGUUCCAUCUUGAAGCGAUGACCAUCUUUUCUUAAGCUCUGACAUUAAAGAAAUAAAUGGA